Molecule: messenger RNA, 9213 nt
Organism: Euleptes europaea (tarantolino)
Lineage: Eukaryota; Metazoa; Chordata; Lepidosauria; Squamata; Sphaerodactylidae
Gene: ASH1L
Product: ASH1 like histone lysine methyltransferase
Exons: 27
Coding region: 33-9173 (3046 amino acids)
Cellular component (GO): nucleus
Molecular function (GO): histone methyltransferase activity; DNA binding; protein binding
Source: RefSeq, a predicted model, not a curated record
CGUUUUGAAAUUUUGUGACAAUACGUACUGUGAUGGACCCUCAGAAUACUGCUAUGUUAGGGCUGGGUUCUGGUUCUGAAGGGUUUUCUGGGAAAAGCCCCUCUGCAGUUGCUGCGGGUGCGGCGGGAGGCAGAAGGGAGUUGGAGCUAGAUGGUAGCGCCAAGGCGGAGGAAGAGAAGAAGCGGUGUCACGAGGAGAACGACAGCGAGGUCGGCAAGGAUGAGGGUCUGUCCGACUCCCAGCAGCAGUUUUCUGUGAAAGAGACGAACUUCUCCGAGGGAAAUUUAAAACUGAAAAUUGGCCUCCAAGCCAAGAGAACUAAAAAACCCCCUAAGAAUCUGGAGAAUUAUGUCUGCCGGCCUGCCAUAAAAACCACUAUCAAGCAGCCGAGGAGGGUGCAGAAGGCUGGGAAGAUGACAGAGGAGAAGAACGAUCCCGGCCCUGCAAAGCAAGACUCAUCAAAACUGUACAAGAAAAGUGGUGAAACCGCGGCGAUUGAAUGCUCCACAGCCGAGGGCAGGCCCAGGGAAAGCAGUCCGCUUUCAAAGAAACCUUCGCCGUUGCACUCUGAAGCUACCGAUUACGGGAAGUCGGCACUCUCUUCUCCAGUCAACAGCCGUGAUCCAGACUUGAAGGACAGAGCGCAGAUCAACGGAGCCACCACCAUGACAGAGAAAUUGGCCCAGCUCAUUGCAACCUGCCCCCCGUUGAAGUCUUCCAAAACCAAGCAGAAGAAGCCAGCCAUGGGGGUCGCUUCCGAAUUUGCGAAAGACUCUGGAAAGAAGCCUCCACCGACCGGAGCCCUGACCGUGACGGCUAGCAAGGACUUUGUAAAGAAACUAUCUGGCAGUGGCAGUAUGGGUGCCACGGUAGGCAACAAGGAUUUUGCGAAGAAGAUUCCGGGGACUGGCGGUGGAGCUGGAUCAGUCAGCAAAGACUCUGGGGCUAAAAAGCAACCAGGGACCUGCCCUAGUGCAGCUGGACUAGUUAGUAAGGAUUGUGGGAAGAAGUUGCCGGUCCUUACUUCUCCGAUAGGAUUGGUCUGCAAGGAUAUUGGAAGGAAACCACUAGUGACUGGCAUACCAGUUGGGUUAGUGAGUAAAGAGUCUGGGAAAAGGUUUCUGGGGCCCAGCGGUCCAAUUGGAUUGGUUAACAAGGAGACCAGUAAAAGGCUGCUAGGGGCUGCCAGUUCUCCCGGGUUGGUUAACAAGGACUUGGGGAAGAAGUUACCAGUGUCUGGCAGUCCAGUGGGAUUGGUUAAUAAGGAUCCUGGAAAGAAGUAUCCAGGUUCAGAUAACCCAGUCGGUCUGGUUAACAAGGACUUGGGAAAGAAACUGCCCAUGACCGGUACUCUGAGUGGGAAACUGCCCACGAUCAGCAGUCCAGGUGGUUUGGCUAAUAAAGACUCUGGGAGGAAGCUCUCGGGGGUUACUGGUCCAAUUGGGUUGGUUGCUAAAGAAUCAGGAAAGAAGGUACUGGGGGUUGGCAUUCCACCCAGUUUAGCCCUCAAGGACUCUGGAAAGAAAAUGUCCGGGGCCAGCAGUCCCCCCGGGUUCACUAGCAAAGACUCAGGGGCUUUGAAAGCAGACAUUGGCAACGCUUCCUCGGACCCCUUCAAACGCUUUUGUAGCGGAAGCGUCAUAAAUCUGGAUGGUCCCGAGCCCGCAGCCCCCCUGAAAGACAGUGGGGGCAUUAAAACGUUUGAGAAGCAUGUUCCAAGGCAGAGUAAAGACAGCAUCCCAGAAAAGUUGGCGGUUCAACGAGACAUCUCAGGAGGAGGCAAAGAAGGGGCCUGCGUACAGCAGGAAGCCCCUUCGCCAGUGGAAAGGGUCGCUUCUGAUGCGUCAAAGCAUGAAAAGCAGCUGCCAGUAUAUUGCACUUCCCCGGACUUCAGGACAGCCGGCGGGGCUUCUGACCUGUCUACGGCCAAAUCACCUUUUAGCGCUGUAGGAGAGGGGAACCUCCCGUCCCCCUCCCCAGCAGCCUCUGUCACUGCUUUGACCCGGAGCCCCCCAUCGACCUUGGCUCAGCUGACUUCCAACCUGUCGCAUUUAAAUAACACGCCAGAGCUCUUAGAAGGAAUUUCCGAGCCGAUUAGCAAGACCCCGUUUGCCACUGAUGGCGCUCGCUCAGCUGCGAGCAGGCUGUCAAAUCCCGGCUCGCACACUACCAGCAGAGGGAUCGGUAGGGAAUUAAAUGAUUGCAAAGCUGCCCACCCACAUACCCCGAAACAUAGCCCCGCCGUAGGUAGAAAGCUCAACUUGGUAACCAACUCAAACGUCCGUGCUGUCAUCGCCCCGUCAGUGGUGAGCUUCUCCAGCUUAUUUAACAAUAGACCCAUCCUAAAGAUUGGUGCCAUGACUGCCUCGGGGAAGCCUUGCCAAGGAACUGACUCCCUGAGCAGCAGCGAUGACCCACAGGCAAAGCCCUUAAAGAAAAGGAAAGGACGGAAGCCACGCUGGACCAAGGUGGUCUCUCGGAGCGCCUGCCAGCCUCCCAAAGGGCUAGAACUAGGAAGGCCUGACCUUUUCAAAAACCUUUCCUGCAGUGUGCUGUCAAACAGUAGCCUGGACCAGGGCAAGCUCUUUAAAAAUGCAGGCCCGCCUUCCUUCGCGGAGCACGGGUUCGUCAAGCAUCAGCUGCCGAAGCUGAACAAAUCUGGCAGCAUGCCGUCUCUUGCUCUGCUUAAUAAUGUUGAUAAGGAAUCCAGUAAAUUUUACAGUCCUCACGUGCAGGCUUCCGGCGGGUGCGUUUCAGACGAAUUGUUGCCCGACAUGUACAAGUCCAAAAGGGGCAGAUCGAAGUCCAAAGAGAUGCCCCACUUGGAAGGCCCCCCCAAGCGCACCCUGAAGAUCCCCGCCUCGAAGGUCUUUUCCGUGCAGUCGAAGGAAGAACAGGAGCCUCCAGUGUUGCAUCCGGAGGUCGAAAUUCCUUCCCUUCGGCAGAGCCUCGCCGAACACGCUUUCCCAAAGAAGAGAGGUCGGCCGAAAAGACAGAUCAGGUCGGGGGUCACGAUGAAGCCCCCGGUUCUGUCUGUAGCCCCUUUUGUCACUGCGGACAGUUCCGAUAUGCUGGAGCCCGAAAGCGACCAGCAACAGAGUGAGGAUUUCUUUGAAAUGGCGGAUCCGCUCGGAGGCCCAGAGGAACUUGGGAAGACGAACGCCUGCGGCGCUCCCGACCUCGAGAUAGAGCCAGACAGGAAAGAAACAAAACGGAACAACGGGCAGCUGAUGAAAACCAUCAUCAGGAAAAUCAACAAGAUGAAGACGUUAAAGCGGAAAAAGCUCUUGAAUCAAAUCCUCUCGUCCACCGUGGCGGAACCAAAUAAAGGGAAAGUGCAAUCCAAGCUCCACACCACGGUGUCAAGCCUCGCUGCCACGUUUGGCUCAAAACUGGGCCAGCAGAUCAACGUCAGCAAGAAAGGAACAAUCUACAUAGGAAAAAGGCGAGGCAGGAAGCCCAAAUCUGUCCUGAAUGGCAUCUUGGGUAAUUCUGCCAGCUUGGCUGUUCUUGAGAAGUCUGCCCAACAAGUAGGGGGGACUGCGCUAGGCCAGGCGGUCCCCUCUCUGCUGACUUCCGCCACAAAUAAUUCUGAGAUCCUUCCGUCUCCGGUUUGUUCUCAGUCCUCUGGGGUGAGUGGGGGGCAGAGCCCAGUCAGCAGCGACAUGGGCUUUGUGGAGCCCAACUCCGUCCCAUAUUUACACCUCCACUCCAGGCAGGGGAGCGUGGUUCAGACCCUCGCCAUGAGAAAGGCCUCCAAGGCCAGGAGGAGGCUCUCCCCACCGACCCUGCUCCCAAACUCCCCGUCCCACAUGAGCGAGCUGAGCUCGCUGAAGGAGGCGACCCCCUCGCCGAUCAGUGAGUCCCACAGCGACGAGACGAUCCCCAGCGACAGCGGGAUCGGGACCGACAACAACAGCACUUCCGACCGGGCCGAGAAGUUCUGUGGCUCGAAGAAACGGCGGCACUCCUUUGACCAUGUCUCCCUUGUCCCCCCGGAGACCUCCACGGUCCUGAGCAGCCUCAAGGAGAAGCACAAGCAUAAGUGCAAGCGCCGGAGCCACGACUACCUGACCUACGAUAAGAUGAAGAGGCAGAAGCGGAAGAGGAAGAAGAAAUACCCGCAGCUGCGUGGCAGGCAGGACCCCGACUUCCUGGCGGAGCUGGAGGAGCUGAUCAGCCGGUUGAGCGAGAUCCGGAUCACGCACCGAAGCCACCAUUUCAUCCCUCGGGACUUGCUGCCGACCAUUUUCCGAAUCAAUUUCAACAGCUUCUACACCCACCCCACUUUCCCUCUGGACCCUUUGCACUACAUCCGGAAGCCCGACUUGAAGAAGAAGCGAGGCCGGCCCCCCAAAAUGAGGGAGGCGAUGGCAGAAAUGCCUUUCAUGCAUAGCCUCAGUUUCCCCUUGUCUGGUACUGGAUUUUACCCUUCCUACAGUAUGCCUUACACUCCAUCUCCCCUUGCUGCCGCUCCGAUUGGCUUGAGCUAUUAUGGGCGGUACCCGCCAACCCUUUACCCCCCUCCGCCCUCCCCUUCGUUUACGACCCCAUUGCCCCCUCCGUCUUACAUGCAUACCGGCCACUUGCUUCUCAACCCGGCCAAGUACCACAAGAAGAAACAUAAGCUGCUGCGCCAGGAGGCAUUCCUCACCGCCAGCCGGGCUCCCCUUCUCUCCAUGAGCACCUACCACCCCAGUGUCCCGCCAGAGAUGGCCUACGGCUGGAUGCUGGAGCACAAGCACCGGCACCGCCACAAGCAUCGCGAGCACCGUUCCUCGGAGCAGCCGCAGGUCUCCAUGGAGGCCCUGGCAGCCAACGGCUCGUCCCGCACUGUCCUGGAGUCUCUCAAGCGUUACCGCUUUGGGAAGGAGGCGGUAGGUGAGAGGUACAAGCAUAAAGAGAAGCACCGAUGUCAUAUGGCUUGCCCGCACCUGUCCCCUUCGAAAGGCCUGCUGGGCAGGGAGGAACAGUGGGCCAGGCGGGAGUCAGCAGAGUCCAGCUCGCUCUCGCUAGGAUUACAGGCACCGUUGCAGAUAGACUGUUUGGACGCUCCACCCAGCCUGCCCUUGGGACGGUUCACGCCGAGCUCUGAGCCAGCCAGCAGCGACGAACACACAAACCUUUUCACCAGUGCAAUAGGUAGCUGCCGAGGCGCUGGCUCUUCCGGUGCUGGCGGGCGUAAAAAACUGUCUGACGGCUCGGGACUGUUCAGCCCCCAGGAAGCGCCGCUCAGCCGACCCCUGAGGAAGGAGACGCUGCCCCCCAUGGAGAAGGCGCUGACGAACUUGUCAGGCACACUUCCAGCACAGGACAAGCCCUCGCAGAGGCAAACGGAGACCACCAGCUGCAGCCCUUCCAGAAAGAGGUCUUCGUCGGAAAGCACAUCUUCUACAGUGAUUGGGAUACCCGCGCGGAACACAAGGCUGGGAAGCGCCGUGGAAGAUUCCGUGGAUAAUAUCCUACAGCACUUGGCCCAGCACGAAAGCCAGGCCGCGCUGGACAAAACCCUCGAGUCUGUCAUGGCGAACGCGCCCGCUCCCCCCUCCAGGAGCCCCAGCCGCAGCCCCAGCAGGGAGAAGGGCAGCGGCCUCUCGGGCCCGGGCAUCCUGGGCGAUGAGGGCCACCCUCUCCUUUCCGAUCGCCUGUCAGGCGGCUACUCCCCUCACCACCUCAAGAGGAGCAUGGUGGAAGCCAUGCAGCACCAGGCAAGGAAAAUGUGCAAUUACGACAAGCUGUUAGCCACCAAGAAGAACCUGGACCAUGUGAACAAGAUCCUCAAAGCCAAGAAGCUGCAGAGGCAGUCGCGGACGGGCAACAACUUCGUGAAGCGCAGGCCGGGCCGGCCCAGGAAGUACCCCUUGCAGUCGGUGGUCUCAGUGCACUCUCUCCAAGUGAGCCGGUUCGUCGGCCCGGACCUCGACAGCGGGGACAGCAGGAGCUGCCUGCUGUACCAUGGCCCUGACACCGUGAAGGACGCCAUCGAAUCGGUGGUUCAGGGAGUGAACGUGAAAGGGUGGAAGAGGAAGAGGUGGCUGGAGGAGGAGGAGCAAGCCCGGAAGAGGCAGAGGCCUCUGCCAGAAGAGGAGCGGGAGAGCAACAAGAGCUUUUCUGAGGCUGCACCUGAGUGCCCCACUCCUGAGGAGGCAGUGGUGAAGCCGCGCGAGCCAGAGAGAGUUGAGCAGCCCCCGACGGCCUUCGUCCAGCGUGAGAAGAAAGCUCCCCGCCCCCCAAAGAAGAAGUACCAGAAGGCAGGGCUGUACUCAGACGUGUACAAAACCACUGACCCCAAAAGCCGCCUGAUCCAGUUAAAAAAGGAGAAGCUGGAGUACACUCCUGGAGAGCAUGAAUACGGAUUGUUCCCGGCCCCCAUUCAUGUGGGAAAAUAUCUGCGACAAAAACGAAUAGACUUCCAGCUGCCCUACGACAUUCUCUGGCAAUGGAAACAUAAUCAGUUGUAUAAAAAGCCAGACGUCCCAUUGUACAAGAAAAUCCGUUCUAACGUUUACGUGGACGUCAAGCCCCUUUCUGGUUACGAGGCCACUACUUGCAACUGCAAGAAACCCGAGGAUGGAAACAAGAAGGGCUGCGUGGACGACUGUUUGAACAGGAUGAUCUUUGCCGAGUGCUCCCCCAACACCUGCCCCUGCGGGGAGCAGUGCUGCAACCAACGGAUCCAGAGGCACGAGUGGGUGCAGUGCUUGGAGCGCUUCCGGGCCGAGGAGAAAGGCUGGGGCAUCCGCACAAAAGAGCCCCUGAAAUCCGGGCAGUUCAUCAUUGAGUACUUGGGAGAAGUGGUCAGCGAGCAGGAGUUCAGGAACCGGAUGAUCGAGCAAUACCACAACCACAGUGAUCACUACUGCCUCAACCUCGACAGCGGAAUGGUUAUUGACAGCUAUCGCAUGGGCAACGAGGCUCGCUUCAUCAAUCACAGCUGUAAUCCCAAUUGCGAAAUGCAGAAAUGGUCCGUCAAUGGAGUCUAUCGGAUUGGGCUGUAUGCACUGAAGGACAUGCCUGCCGGCACCGAACUCACAUAUGACUACAACUUUCACUCCUUCAACGUGGAAAAGCAGCAACUGUGCAAGUGCGGCUUCGACAAGUGCCGAGGCAUCAUCGGGGGGAGGAGCCAGCGAGUGAAUGGCCUCUUGAGCAAAUCCAACCAGCCGGUCACUGCCCAGAGGAGGCCCAGCCGGUCCAAAGAGAAGAGGAAAUCAAAGCACAAGUUGAAGAAGAGGAAGGGUCACAUGCACGAGGAGCCCAGUGAAAGUUCAAGCACCCCAACGCGGUUGACUCCACAGCUGCAAAUGAAGCCGAUGUCCAACAGGGAAAGGAAUUUUGUGCUGAAGCAUCAUGUCUUCCUGGUGCGCAACUGGGAGAAGAUCCGGCAGAAGCAGGAGGAAGUCAAGCACGCCAGCGACAACCUCCACUCCGCCUCGCUAUACACACGCUGGAAUGGGAUGUGCCGGGACGACGGCAACAUUAAAUCCGACGUCUUCAUGACCCAGUUCUCCGCCCUUCAGACCUCCCGCUCCGUGCGGACACGGCGGCUGGCUGCGGCCGAGGAGAACCUGGAGGUGGCGCGGGCAGCCCGCCUCGCGCAAAUCUUCAAGGAGAUCUGCGAUGGCAUCAUCUCGUACAAAGAUUCCUCUCGGCAGACGCUCGCCACUCCGCUGCUGAAUCUUCCUCCGAAGAAAAAGAACGCAGAUUACUACGAAAAGAUUUCCGACCCCCUCGACCUCACCACCAUCGAGAAACAGAUCCUGACGGGCUAUUACAAGACGGUGGAAGCUUUUGAUGGCGACAUGCUGAAGGUCUUCCGCAACGCUGAGAAAUACUACGGCAGGAAAUCUCCUAUCGGGCGGGACGUCUGCCGGCUUCGGAAGGCGUACUACAAUGCCCGCCACGAGGCGGGCGCCCAAAUCGACGAGAUCGUGGGGGAGACGGCGAGCGAGGCGGACAGCAGCGAGACCUCCAUGUGCGAGAAGGAGAGCGGGCACGAGAAAGACGAGGACGUCAUCCGGUGCAUCUGCGGCUUGUACAAAGACGAAGGGCUCAUGAUCCAGUGUGACAAGUGCAUGGUUUGGCAGCACUGCGACUGCAUGGGAGUGAACUCUGACGUCGAACACUACUUGUGCGAGCAGUGUGAACCUCGCACGGUGGACCGGGAGGUACCUAUGAUUCCCCGACCUCAUUAUGCCCAGCACGGUUGCGUUUAUUUCAUCUGUCUUUUACGGGAUGACCUCUUGCUUCGCCAAGGAGACUGCGUGUACCUGAUGAGAGACAGCCGGAGGACCCCGGACGGCCACCCAGUCCGGCAGUCGUAUCGCCUGCUGUCCCACAUCAACCGGGACAGGCUUGACAUCUUCCGCAUUGAAAAACUCUGGAAAAAUGAAAAAGAGGAGCGGUUCGCAUUUGGCCACCACUAUUUCCGUCCACACGAAACACACCACUCCCCUUCCCGCAAGUUCUACCACAACGAGCUGUUCCGGGUGCCGCUGUACGAGAUCAUCCCCUUGGAGGCGGUGGUGGGGAACUGCUGCGUGCUGGACCUCUACACCUAUUGCAAAGGACGGCCAAAAGGGGUGAAGGAGCAGGACGUGUACAUCUGCGACUACCGCCUCGACAAAUCGGCCCACCUCUUCUACAAGAUCCACCGCAACCGCUACCCUGUGUGCACCAAGUCCUAUGCCUUCGACCACUUUCCUAAAAGGCUCACUCCGAAGAGAGACUUCUCGCCUCAUUACGUACCAGACAAUUACAAGAGAAAUGGAGGGAGGUCGUCUUGGAAAUCCGACCGUUCCAAGUCCCAGAAUAAAGACCUCAGCCAAGAGGAGGACCCCCUUCCUCUCAUGGAGGACGUCAUCCCGAGUCAGGAGCAGGUGCCCAGCGAGCAAGCGCCCAGCCUGGAAGACCCGGAGAAGGAGGCGCUCCCUCAGGAAAGCGGCGAGGCGGACAAGAAGGCGGAGGAGAGCAGCCCCGUCCCCAGGCGGCCGUGCACCCCGGAGGAACGCCGGCACAUGCAGCGAGAGAGGCUGAACCAGAUCCUCCUCACUCUCCUAGAGAAAAUCCCAGGAAAGAAUGCCAUCGACGUCACCUACCUGCUGGAGGAAGGCUCGGGGCGGAAGCUGCGGCGGCGCACGCUGGGUCUCCCGGAGAGCAGCUUCAGGAAGUGACACCGUGUCCCGGAGAGAGGCUGUGGCCUAUAGAUGCCCU